This is a messenger RNA of Zychaea mexicana, 956 nucleotides long. RefSeq lists its product as uncharacterized. The record is from RefSeq and is a predicted model, not a curated record. The transcript is spliced from 5 exons. Lineage: Eukaryota; Fungi; Mucoromycota; Mucoromycetes; Mucorales; Lichtheimiaceae. The annotation marks the transcript as partial.
UUUUUUUUUUAUCCAACUUGCUCCUCUUCUUCCCUGCCUUUUCGCGCCCUCUCUUCCCACAACUUCCCUUUUUACGUACUUUGAGGUAAGAUAUCAACGCCUUCUUUAAUACACACUACAGUCAGUACAGCACAGCCCUCGUCCUCAAGCAGCCCUCCUGCUGCUCCCUCUCUGACUAUCUUACGUUGCCUGACUCUGCUGCGCACUGAGCACACAUAUACUCACUCACUCUCUCACUUCUUUUUGUUUUUCUACCGUACUUGAACGUCUUUUUCUUUCCUGUUAUUACUCUGGGGAACUCAGGCUAGAAAAGAGCACCAGGAUCAGCAACACCAUCGUCACACCCAAGUACACAAACGCAGCCGUCACAACAAGUAGGAGCUUCUACAGUCAGCGCCAUGUCAUCCUCAUCGCAGAGCUAUACCACUGCGCCUCCUCCAAACAUAGAUCAUCGAGCAACACAUCACCUAUGCAUUGGCAAUCUAAGCACCGACAACUGUUCAGGUCGCAUCAAAAUAACGUAUCCAGACUUGCUGCUAGGCCCAGGCAUAUUGAUGGUGACAUUCUAUGAUUUAAGAGAAGCAGCAGUUGCACUUGAAUCGAUCAAUUCAUCCGAGUAUCAAGAAAGAGUUAGAGCGACAUAUAUAUCCGAUGUUCAAUUGGCUACGCUGUCCAACACCCCACCUCAAGACAGCCGAUCCGCUAGAACGGUGAUUGUAACUCUCUGCGGUGCUCAUGAUCGCUUGGUGGAAUUCAAUUACAAGGUGAAAAAGAUAAACAAACGUCUAGUAGAAGCUAAUGCAACUACACCUUGUAAUUGUCUUACACAGGAAGGAGCUACAAGACAUAUAAUUGACGUGGAAUUCUCCGGUAGUCGGUGCACGAUCGAAGUUGAAUACUUUGACCUACGUGCUCCCUCCCGCAUCACAGCUGCGCUACAUAAUCACGCCUGUCAG